AUGCGCAUCGGCGUGCCCGUCUUCGGCAAAAAGGUCGACAUCGUCGACUACUGCAAAGACAAGCUGCCCAGACUCAACGAGCAGAUCGAGGAGUACCAGUCCACGCUCGCGGGCACACGGCCCAUGAACUCGAUCGCGGUCGAGUUCGAAAACCAGUACUACGCGCAGCUCGCCUACCAGACCACGAUCCACGACCUGCCGUACUUCUUCUCUCCGAAACACACCAACGUCAAUCCAGAGGACAUCUACUGGCCCAACAUGCGGAUAUUCUGGUGGGAGCGGCUCAUGAGAGCCAACGGUGCGGUGACCGCCAUUGUGGCCCUGAUCAUGCUCUGGGCGAUCCCGGUUGCAUUUGUCGGUCUGGUGUCCAACCUCACGUACCUGACCAACAAGAUGCACUGGCUCCGGUUCAUAUACAAGCUGCCGGACCAGCUGCUUGGCCUGGUCACGUCACUGCUGCCGACGGUCAUGCUGGCGGUGUUGAUGAUGCUGCUGCCGAUGUUUAUCCGGAGAAUGGGCCAGAUUUCUGGCUGUCUCACGACCCAAAGCGUUGAGUACUUCACCCAGCAGGCCUACUGCGCGUUCCAGGUCAUCCAGGUGUUCCUUGUCACCACAAUCACGUCCUCCUUUGCCUCCACCGUGACCCAGAUCGCAGAGAGGCCCACCGAGGCGAUGGAGCUGCUCUCGGCCAACCUGCCGAAGUCCUCGAAUUUCUACGUCUCCUACAUGGUGCUGCAGGGCUUUUCCGUUGCCGGCGGCACGCUGUUCCAGGUGGUCAGUCUGAUUCUGUUCUACCUGUUCAGCGCCAUGUUCGACAACACGGCCAGAAAGCUGUGGACCAGAUUCAACGACAUCGGCGGCUACGCAUGGGGAACAACGUUCCCGGUCUACACCAACCUGGCCGUGAUCUUUCUGUCAUACAGCAUGAUCGCCCCUAUGAUCAUGAUCUUCACCUUUGCCGGCUUUUCGCUCAUCUACAUUGCAUUCUUGUACAACGCGACCUACGUCUUUGGCAAAAGCGCGGACGCCCUGGGCAGAUACUAUCCACGGGCGCUUUUCCAGACCCUCGUGGGCGUUUAUCUCGGGGAAGUCUGUCAGCUCGGCAUGUUUGCCGUGUCUAAGACCUGGGGCUGUGUCGUGCUGGAGGCCAUUCUGAUCGGAUUCACCGUUUUUGUCCAUCUUCAUCUCAACAGGGCGUACGACCAUCUGAUGACGGUUGUGCCUAACACGGUGAUGAGGCCGCUCGACGGCGUGAGCGAGACUCUGUCGUGGACUCCGCACGCCCAUGCACAGUUCAAAGGGCAACCUCUGAGCUCGUGCGAUGACCUCAUGUCCGAGGAGAAGAGAGAGUACACAGAUUCCAAGGUGCACGAAUACAAGGCGUCGCGCGUGCCGUUGCUCGUGGAAGGUUACGACUUUGAUGCCGACGGUAGCAAAGUGGGCCUGAUCACCCGAAUCCUGAGACCAGACAAACAUUACACAUUUAAGAGUCUCCAGGCGUACCUGCCUCCUGCCUUCUACGAGUUCCCAAAGGAGGACCCCGAAUGGGUCAAGCAUGCAUACGAUCUGCCAGAUAGAAGCGCGGCGUGUCCGACGCUGUGGAUUCCACGGGAUCCAAUGGGCCUCUCGAGCAAGGAGAUCAAGAACCUGAACGGUGCAAUCAAGGUGAGCGACGAGAACGCUCAUUUCGACGAGAGGGGCAAAAUCGUCUGGACCGGCCCUCCACCAGAGUGA
Messenger RNA from Ogataea haglerorum, 1734 nucleotides. RefSeq lists its product as uncharacterized. The transcript has a single exon. The coding region runs from base 1 to 1734 and encodes 577 amino acids. Gene Ontology annotation, molecular function: calcium-activated cation channel activity. Gene Ontology annotation, cellular component: plasma membrane. NCBI's taxonomy places the organism in Eukaryota, Fungi, Ascomycota, Pichiomycetes, Pichiales, Pichiaceae. The record is from RefSeq and is a predicted model, not a curated record.